AUGUUACCCACACUUGCUGCAAGUGGUGAAGUAGUCAUUGAAGACCGACUCAGCCUUCGCCUGAAUCCUGCUUCGCUGGCUAGAGGAGACCUUAUUGUUGUGAGGUCACCUAUCGACCCGACUGCCAUCGUUUGCAAACGCGUUAUAGGUCUUCCAGGCGAUGUAGUUUGUGUCGACCCAACUGGUUUGAAAGCACCCUCUACAGAGCACGUUCUCGUACCGAAAGGCCAUAUAUGGAUUUGCGGCGACAAUAUGACACAUUCGCGAGACUCGAGAGAUUAUGGUCCGGUCCCCAUAGCUUUGAUCCGCUCGAAGCUUUUCGCUAGGGUAUUGCCCUUGAAGGACCGCAUCAUAUUUCGGAACCCUAUGCGAGUACUUGAUUAA
Molecule: messenger RNA, 384 nt
Organism: Lentinula edodes (shiitake mushroom)
Lineage: Eukaryota; Fungi; Basidiomycota; Agaricomycetes; Agaricales; Omphalotaceae
Product: signal peptidase I family protein
Exons: 2
Coding region: 1-384 (127 amino acids)
Cellular component (GO): membrane; mitochondrial inner membrane peptidase complex
Molecular function (GO): serine-type endopeptidase activity
Source: RefSeq, a predicted model, not a curated record